Molecule: messenger RNA, 1011 nt
Organism: Microthlaspi erraticum
Lineage: Eukaryota; Viridiplantae; Streptophyta; Magnoliopsida; Brassicales; Brassicaceae
Source: the annotation of a GenBank genome assembly
AUGGAAGAAGCCCUAAGGAGAUUCAACGAAUCUACCCUCUCACUCACACACGAUUACGAACACGACGCAAACCUUCUCACCAGAAACGUAACCAACGCUACAGCAUCACCGUUUAACCAGAGACAGUCCACAAAAGAGAACACAGUCACGGUCGCCGUAGCCGGGAAAGGUACGACGAGGUACCGUGGCGUUCGCCGGAGGCCAUGGGGACGAUAUGCGGCGGAGAUACGUGAUCCUAAGUCCAAGGAGAGACGUUGGCUCGGAACAUUCGACACGGCGGAAGAAGCCGCUUGUGCUUACGACUGCGCAGCUCGUGUCUUUCGUGGACCUAAAGCUCGUACUAAUUUCCCUUAUCCGACGGCUAUUGCUGUUCCUGAUCCACGAUUCUCUUUUCCAUCCAAGAAAUCUUCGCCGUCCAGUCGUUGUCCUCUUCCGUCUGUGCCGUUGGAUCACUCCAUUCAGGAGUUUUACGGUGCACCGGCACAGCAGUGGAAUAGUAACCAGCCUCUCUUCUUGCGCGACGCUUCGCAUUCCUCUCGUAAAACGCUGCCGUGCAACUCUUUCAACGACUUAUCUUCCUCUUCUUACUCCCAACCACAAACGUCAUGCAUUUCGUAUUCAGCUAGCGAAAACGACACGGCGUUAUUCCCGCAAGAAUCUUCCGACUCUGGUUUAUUGCAAGAUAUCGUUCAAGAGUUUUCGAGGAAAAAACGCAACUUUCCUCCGCCAUCGUCACCAGUACCUUAUCUGUCUACGCCAAUGAUUGGACAUCACGAAAACUCCGGUGAAUUCUCUGCUCUAUCUUUUGUCUCCGAUGAUAAUAUGUCUCAGACUCUUACGUCUGAGUUAGAUCGCUACGGAAAUAUUCAAGCUAGUGAGUCCGGUAAUUUCGAUGGCAUGAGCACCACCGCAGACAGUGGUUACACGUACGGAUCAGACACGUGGGGGUUUCAGGAAAUGUUGAUGUACGGUGGUCAAUUGGGAUGUACUUGCCGGAGAUCGUGGGGCUAG